UAGAACUUGACCAAAUGUCUAGCAGAAAGUUUUCGUAGUCUAUUUUUUUAUUCUCUUACCACCUGUUGAGUGUAUUUUUCUCUUCUAUUUUUGUGUUUUUUAAAUUUCCAUUUAAUUUUGUUUAGGAAAACAAUUUGUCAUCUAUUUUCCUUUUUAGUUUAUUUUUAGCAAUGUCGCUAAAAUCGAUUUUGGUGAUUGGAAGCGGCGGAAGGGAACACGCAAUUUGUUGGAAACUUUCUCAAUCAAAGGAGGUAAAAAAUGUAUUUGUCGCUCCUGGAAAUUCUGGAAUGGCAGCGGAGCCAAAAGUUUCGCUUAUUAAACUCGACAUUAAUGAUAAUAAGGCUGUUGCAAAAUGGAGCAAGGAAAAUGAAAUUUCUCUCGUUGUCGUUGGUCCCGAGGCUUAUUUAGCGAAUGGAUUAGCGGAUGAAUUGAAAAAAAAUGAAAUCCCCUGCUUUGGACCGGAAAAACUUGGGGCACAACUUGAAACUGAUAAAAAUUGGGCAAAGGCAUUUAUGGAUAGACACAAAAUUCCCACUGCUAAUUGGAAAAGUUUUACUAAUUGCGAGGAGGCGAAAAAAUUCAUUAAAACAGCAAAUUUUAAAGCAUUGGUUGUAAAAGCUGCGGGUUUGGCAGCGGGAAAAGGUGUCGUUGUCGCGGAAAAUAUUAACGAAGCUUGUCAAGCGGUUGAUGAAAUUUUAAAAGAGAAAAAAUUCGGUUCCGCAGGAGAAACAGUUGUAAUUGAAGAACUUUUAGAGGGAGAAGAAGUUUCCAUGUUAGCCUUUACUGAUGGAAAGACGGUCGUCAAUAUGCUUCCCGCUCAGGAUCAUAAGAGAAUUUUUGACAAUGAUCUUGGACCAAAUACAGGUGGAAUGGGAGCAUAUUGUCCUUGUCCUUUUUUAAAUGAAAAACAACAGGAGGAAGUGAGAGAAUCUGUUUUACAAAAAGCUGUUGACGGACUACGAAUGGAAAAUAUUUCAUUUGUUGGUAUUUUGUACGCUGGUCUCAUGAUCACAGAAAAUGGGCCAAAAGUAUUGGAAUUUAAUUGUCGAUUCGGCGAUCCUGAGACGCAAAUUCUUCUACCGUUGUUGAAUUCUGAUCUUUUUACAAUAAUGAUGUCAUGUUGCAAUGGAACUUUGAACAAAAAUCUCGUUUCUUGGAGGAGGGAUAUUUUUGGAGUUGGCGUAAUUUUAGCAUCAAAAGGAUAUCCAGAAUCCUCGUCGAAGGGAGAAAUUAUUUUAGGCGCUGAAAAUUCAAAUUCCCAUCGUGAUCGUUUAAUAUUUCACAGUGGAACGAGUUUAUCAUCAACUGGAGAUUUAUUAACAAAUGGUGGACGAGUAUUAAUUGCCGUUUCUUUAUCAUCGUCAUUGGCUUCCGCUGCUGCAAAAGCAACUUCAAUGGCUCGCAAUAUUUCCUUCGAGGGAAAACAAUAUCGAAAGGACAUUGCACACAAAGGAAUCGCAAGAUCAAUUUUAGAGCAUGGACAAUUGACAUACAAAAGUAGUGGUGUAAAUAUUGAGGCGGGCGAUUCAUUUGUGGAGAAUAUCAAAAAAAUGGUGAAUUCAACAAAAAGAUCGGGAGUAUUGGGUUCAAUUGGUGGAUUCGGUGGUUUAUUUGACGCUAAAGCUGCUGGAUAUCAAGAACCGCUUUUUGUUUCAGGAACCGAUGGCGUUGGAACGAAAUUAAAAAUUGCAAUUGAGUGUAAUAAACACAAUUCAGUUGGAAUUGAUUUGGUUGCAAUGUGUGUUAAUGAUGUUCUUGCACAUGGUGCGGAGCCUCUAUUUUUUCUUGAUUAUUUUGCAUGCGGAAAAUUGAAUAUAGAAAAAGCCACGGACGUUGUGAGCGGAAUUGUCGAAGGCUGCAAACAAGCCGGAUGCGCUUUGGUGGGUGGCGAAACGGCAGAAAUGCCGGAAAUGUAUCCAGAGGGUGAAUACGAUUUAGCUGGAUUUGCUGUGGGUGCAGUGGAAAAAAAUCAUUUAAUGCCAAGAAUAAAUGACAUGAAAAUUAAUGAUAUUGUCAUUGGUCUUCCAUCGAGUGGAAUUCACAGUAAUGGUUUUAGUCUUGUUAGAAAAAUUAUGAAAUUAGCUGAUAAAUCAUAUGCCGAUCAAGCGCCAUUUUCCAAUAAAACAUUUGGCGAGGAACUUCUUACGCCAACGAAAAUUUAUUCAAAAGGCGUUCUUCCCGCUUUAAGGACAAAUUUAGUGAAAGGAUUCGCUCACAUAACUGGCGGUGGAUUAACGGAAAAUAUACCUCGUAUUUUAUCGGAAAAAUUUGCCGUUUCAUUAAAUGCCAAUAAAUGGACAAUUCCAUCUGUUUUUGGAUGGCUCGCCACAACUGGCGGAAUCAAUAAAGCGGAAAUGUUGAGGACUUUUAAUUGUGGAAUUGGCGCUGUUUUAAUUUGCUCGGCGGAAGAUGAAAAAACGGUGCUUGAAAAAUUAAAAGGCGAAAAUCCAGUUGUAAUUGGACAUUUGACUCAUUUUAAUGAGAAUGUAACGAGAGUGAAUGUAAAUAAUUUUGAGAAGGCAAUGGAUUAUGAGAUGCGAAAACAUAUUGUGCCACUUGUGGAAAAAUUGUCGAGGCCAUUGAAAAAAGUUGGCGUUUUAAUAUCGGGAAGUGGAACAAAUCUUCAGGCAUUAAUUGACGCAACAUUGGAUCCUUUGCAGCAUAUUGGCGCUGAAAUUGUUCUUGUUAUUUCCAAUAAAUCGGGCGUUGAGGGUUUAAAACGCGCUGAACGCGCUGGAAUUCCCACUAAAGUUAUUAAACACACAAAUUAUUCGAGUCGUGAAGAAUUUGACGAUGCAAUGGACGUGGAAUUGCGAAAUUGUCAAGUGGAUAUUGUUUGUCUCGCUGGAUUUAUGAGAAUUCUUUCAUCGAAAUUUGUUCAAAAAUGGAAAGGAAAAAUGUUAAAUGUUCAUCCGUCGCUUUUACCAUCGUUUAAAGGUGCGAAUGCCCAUAAAGAUGUUCUCGCUGCCGGUGUUCGUAUUUCCGGUUGUACCGUUCAUUUUGUCGAGGUUGACAUUGAUUCGGGUGCAAUAAUCGAACAGGAAACGGUUCGCGUUUUACCAAAUGACACAGAGGAAACUCUUCAAGAACGUGUUAAAUUAAUGGAACAUUUGGCAUUUCCAAAAGCUCUUAAACAUUUAGCAACGGAGAGAAUUUCUCUCAAAAAUGAUGGAACCUUAGAGUGGAGAUUUUAGAAAAAAAAAAGUGGGUAAAAAAGUAAAAUUCUACCUCAAAAUUUUUAUAAUUAUUUGUUAUUUUUAUUAUAUUAAACAUUGUAUUAAAUAAAAAAAUAAAAAAAUAUCAAAAAAAAAAGUUUAUAAAUAAA
Molecule: messenger RNA, 3325 nt
Organism: Leptopilina boulardi
Lineage: Eukaryota; Metazoa; Arthropoda; Insecta; Hymenoptera; Figitidae
Gene: Gart
Product: trifunctional purine biosynthetic protein adenosine-3
Exons: 17
Coding region: 171-3194 (1007 amino acids)
Biological process (GO): 'de novo' IMP biosynthetic process; adenine biosynthetic process
Cellular component (GO): cytosol
Molecular function (GO): phosphoribosylformylglycinamidine cyclo-ligase activity; phosphoribosylglycinamide formyltransferase activity; metal ion binding
Source: RefSeq, a predicted model, not a curated record